UCCCCUAGCUAGACAACGUCACAACAAAAUCCCGGAAGUGUCAGUCUGAAAACAGACCCGUCGCCGUUAGCUAACGGAGCGUUUCAAAAUCUAUUUGCUAAAUCGUCGCAUUUUAAACAGCUUAUACAAACGAAAUACUCAUAUAUUUUACAAAAUGGGAACCAGAGAUGAUGAAUACGAUUAUCUGUUUAAAGUGGUUCUGAUAGGAGACUCGGGUGUGGGCAAGAGCAACCUGCUCUCUCGUUUCACCCGGAAUGAGUUUAACCUGGAGAGUAAGAGCACCAUUGGAGUGGAGUUUGCCACCCGCAGUAUCCAGGUGGAUGGGAAAACGGUGAAGGCUCAGAUCUGGGACACGGCAGGACAGGAGCGCUACCGGGCUAUCACCUCAGCGUACUACAGAGGCGCGGUGGGGGCCCUGUUGGUCUAUGACAUCGCCAAGCACCUGACCUAUGAAAAUGUGGAGCGGUGGUUGAAAGAGCUGAGAGACCAUGCAGACACCAACAUCGUCAUCAUGCUGGUCGGCAACAAGAGCGACCUGCGCCACCUCCGGGCCGUGCCCACUGACGAGGCCCGGGCGUUCGCAGAGAAAAACGGUUUGUCUUUCCUUGAGACGUCAGCCCUGGAUUCCACCAACGUUGAAACGGCUUUCCAGACCAUUCUGACAGAAAUCUAUCGUAUCGUCUCUCAGAAGCAGAUGUCAGAGCGUCAGGAGAGCGACAUGUCUCCUAGCAACAAUGUGGUCAACAUCCAGGUGCAGCCCACUGAGAACAAACCAAAGAUGCAGUGCUGUCAGAACAUCUAGCCCCGCCCACAUUACCACUACACCUCCACCCCCUCAUAUACCCUGUACCCCCUCAUAUACCCUGUAAACCCCACCUCUACCCCCUCAUAUACCCUGUAAACCCCACCUCUACCCCCUCAUAUACCCUGUACCCCCACCUCUACCCCCUCAUAUACCCUGUACCCCCACCUCUACCCCCUCAUAUACCCUGUACCCCCACCUCUACCCCCUCAUAUACCCUGUAAACCCCACCUCUACCCCCUCAUAUACCCUGUAAACCCCACCUCUACCCCCUCAUAUACCCUGUAAACCCCACCUCUACCCCCUCAUAUACCCUGUAUACCCCACCUCUACCCCCUCAUAUACCCUGUAAACCCCACCUCCACCUCCUCAUAUACCCUGUACCCCCACCUCUACCCCCUCAUAUACCCUGUAAACCCCACCUCUACCCCCUCAUAUACCCUGUACACCCAUCUUGUUUUAGCUCGCCCGGUGAACCCGGUUGGGUGGAGAUUUCACUUUAGAACCAAUUAAAUGGUCUCUCAAAUGUGUGAAUUUGGCCCACCCGGCUCUCAGGGUGAGGUAAACCGGAUGCACCCACUUACUCAGUCUCAUAGGAGUAGUCCCCUCCUCCACUCCCUCCCUCCUCCUGUCCCUCUCUCCCUCCCUCCUCUUCCUCUCCCCCUCUCUCUCUCCCCCACUCCCUCUCUCCUCCUCUCUCUCCCUCCACUCCCUCUCCCUCCCUCCUCUUCCUCUCCCCUCCUCUCCCUCCCUACUGAUCAUGAUCUGAGAAGCCUAGUCAGUGUCUGGAGUAGUGUGUUCCCCAGCUGAGCCUUUUCAGACAGGAAGGCAUUUAUAUUUCUCACUUAGAUUUAAUACUGUUGAAGCGCUGACAUGUCUUACACAGAAAUGUCUUAAUAUAUUCAUGUGAUUUUUCAUUUUCUUCAAUUUAUGACUUCCAUUUUGUGUGUUCCUUGAUUUUUUUUUACCUGUCUUUUUUUAAACGUUUUUUUUUCUUCAAAUAUUGUAUCAUAUUUCCUACUAAUGUGUAUGUAUUUGAAACACACUGAGAAUGCUCUGAUGUGUAUCUGUCUACGACCCCCUCCCAUCAGUUAGCCUCCCUCCCUCUCUCUUUAGUACAAUGUAUUGUUUGACAACGGUAGGUUUUUCCAAACAUGUGGAUGUAUUAAGCACAGUGUACUAGAUAGAAUGUAUGCUCCCUGGUCCAUUGCGAUAGGUGGAGUUUGACAAUUGAUCUGAUUGCUGUAAAUAGCUUAAGUAAAGACUUGUGCAUUAGAUCUGUUUGCGGAUGGCUUCAACCAUGCCAAUGGACAGACAGGGCAGGCAUCAAAGUACCUAACACGUAGAGGAACAACAGCUUUGUAAAAACACUUUUUAAACGUUUCCCCAAAUGGAACCCUAUGCCCUACCAUAUAUAGUGGACUACUUGUGACCAGGGCCCAUAGGGUUCCAUUUGGGACACAGAAUUCGUCACUUUGUUUACAGUCAGUCUGUGGCAGGUCAGCUUAGCAUGUUAGGAUAAUGAUGAUGUCACUUCAUGGCACCGCUUUGCAUGUUUUUUUUAUCUUCGUUUAAAAGAUAAAUGAGUUAUCAGUACUCUCUGACUGAAUUUAUCACUGAGUUAUCAGUACUCUCUGACUGAAUUUACACUGAGUUAUCGUAACUCUCUGACUGAAUCUAUCACGGAGUUUUCGUAACUCCCUGACUGAAUGUGAAACACUACCAUUGCCCAGAGGAUGCAGUUGGCUAGACGGUGACCGUGGUGAAUUAAUAUAGAAUUUUUUCCAUUUAAACAUUUCUGAACUCUCUUGGAUAAAUUGAGCGUACAUAGUUACAGACGUCUUUAAAAACAUAGUCAGAGAUGUCUGUAACAGGAAGUGACUAGCAUUAUAGUCAGUCAGGGACUUCAUUUCAAUUCAGGAAAUACACCUAAUUCCAAUUGCACAUUUUCCUCAUUGAAAAACAUGGGAGAGAAUAAGGUAUUUCUGUUUUUACUUUGUGACUUGAAAUAGCAUUAGUCAGUCAAAUUACACAUUAGGUUCCUAUUUUCAACAUGAUCAAACUACAGAAUAAUGAUACCCGCUGUAGUGUUCUGGCCCAAACAACUAAAAUCAAGUCAAAUCACAUUUUAUUUGUCACAUACACAUGUAUAGCAGAUGUUAUUGCGGUUGUAGUGAAAUGCUUUGUGCAACAGUGCAAUAAUAUCUAACAAUUCACAACGAUACACACCAUUUAAAAGUAAAAGAAUGGAAUUAAGAAAUAUAUAAAAUAUUAGGACGAGCAAUGGCGGAGUGGCACAGACUAAAAUACAGUAGAAUAGAAUACAGUAUAUACAUAUGAAAUGAGUCAAGCAGAAAUAUGGAAACAACAUAUAGACUAACCAACACAUUCUAGGUAUUUCUCUUCAAGUAAUACCUUCUCUUGAAUAUGCAUGUAUACUACGUCUAGUGUAAAUGUGAUGCUAUACUAUAGUCUAUGCAGCGACAGUCCGAUACCAGAGAAUAUUAAUUGACAUAUUUUAUUUGACGAAAUAUCAAACUGUGGGGAAAAAAAGAUGUCAUGAAAUUAGUUGCUGACAAGAUACUAUUCAAUAGGAAUCAGGCUGGUAUUCUAGCCUUGUAUUGCUGGUCUAGUUAUGUGUUCAUAAUCAGGCUGGUAUUCUAGCCUUGUAUUACUGGUCUAGUUAUGUGUUCAUAAUCAGGCUGGUAAUCUAGCCUUGUAUUACUGGUCUAGUUAUGUGUUCAUAAUCAGGCUGGUAUUCUAGCCUUGUAUUACUGGUCUAGUUAUGUGUUCAUAAUCAGGCUGGUAAUCUAGCCUUGUAUUACUGGUCUAGUUAUGUAUUCACAAUCAGAAUGUCUAUCAGUUUGCAUUCAUGUCAAGAAGCAUCUGUUAGUAAAACAUCAUGUUUUAAAAACAUAGAUUGGAUCUUUGUACCAAAUGUCACCCUAUUCUAAAGUAGUGCACUAGAUAGGGAAUAGGGUGACAUCCAUAUGCUGGGUCACAUUAUUUAGGUUAGCUGCUGUUCACUCUCAGUGCCUCCCUCUACCACUCAUUAAAAUCCAAUAACUCAACUAACCACCUCUACUCCCAUCUACCAUAGAACGUUCCUACUGGUCAACUAACCACCUCUACUCCCAUCUACCAUAGAACGUUCCUACUGGUCAACUAACCACCUCUACUCCCAUCUACCAUAGAACGUUCCUACUGGUCAACUAACCACCUCUACUCCCAUCUACCAUAGAACGUUCCUACUGGUCAACUAACCACCUCUACUCCCAUCUACCAUAGAACGUUCCUACUGGUCAACUAACCACCUCUACUCCCAUCUACCAUAGAACGUUCCUACUGGUCAACUAACCACCUCUACUCCCAUCUACCAUAGAACGUUCCUACUGGCCAACUAACCACCUCUACUCCCAUCUACCAUAGAACGUUCCUACUGGCCAACUAACCACCUCUACUCCCAUCUACCAUAGAACGUAUCUACUUACCGGCCAACCACCCUCUAUAUAGCUCCAGCUAUCACCAGACAGACCUGCAUCAAAUACUUCUAAAUACUUGAGCUGAUUCUGUUUGCCUUGUUCAAUGGGACCAACAGAAUAGUCCCAAAAGUGCAAACCCACCAAGCUAAAUCACGCGCACCUCAAAAUACUUGAAAAUACUUUAAAAUUAUUUCCCAGUUUUUUCUAAAAUAUGAAGUAUUUAAAAGUAUUUUUUUAGACACAGUUAUGUACUUUUUGCCCAUAUCUGGUCUGGCUCUUAUCACGUUGUCCAGUGUUAUCACAGUCCGUCACAUUAAAGCCUGUUUACACCAAGCUGCCUCUUACUUCAACACAUGGCUUUCUACUUCCUUAAUAUAGUCCCAAUAUUAUUAUUAUGCCUUACGUAUGUAGCUAGGUCAUUAUUGUUAUUAUUAUUAGUAGUAGUAGUAUAUAUCUGUUCUGCUGAGGUCUGCUUGUUCCAUAUUAAAACCCCUCAUGUAUAUCCUCUCUCUCUAUAAGCCACCUGCUUUAGGCAGAGGAACAGUGAUGAGUGUAAACGAUGUGGCUAACUAAGGUUAGAUGUCACGGUCGGGCUCCAUUUCAGUUCAGACAAUCCAGAAAGUAAACUGAAAUGUAUUUCCUGGUUUGACUGCAUUAAAAUGGACUUGAAACCCAACCAUGAGAGGUGUAAUGUAACCUGCUGAUCCCCACCUGGAUGCUGCAGCUAGAUGCCAUGCCUAACACGUCCAUAGAGGCUCUAAUGUAGUGAUAUUACUAUAGCCUGGUCCCAGAUCUGCCUCUUAUUACUAUAGCCUGGUCCCAGAUCUGCCUCUAAUUACUAUAGCCUGGUCCCAGAUCUGCCUCUAAUUACUAUAGCCUGGUCUCAGAUCUGCCUCUUAUUACUAUAGCCUGGUCCCAGAUCUGCCUCUAAUUACUAUAGCCUGGUCUCAGAUCUGCCUCUUAUUACUAUAGCCUGGUCCCAGAUCUGCCUCUAAUUAUUAUAGCCUGGUCCCAGAUCUGCCUCUUAUUAAUAUAGCCUGGUCCCAGAUCUGUCUCUUAUUACUAUAGCCUGGUCUCAGAUCUGCCUCUUAUUACUAUAGCCUGGUCCCAGAUCUGCCUCUUAUUACUAUAGCCUGGUCCCAGAUCUGCCUCUUAUUACUAUAGCCUGGUCCCAGAUCUGUCUCUUAUGUAGUGAUAUUACUAUAGCCUGGUCUCAGAUCUGUUUUUGUUUUUGCCUAGUCCAUUGUCAAGCCAAACCAUGUUUUACAUGACAGUUCCAUAUGGAGUUGGGAAGAGAGCAUAAACAGACUGGCACCCAGGCUAAUAUUACUACCACCAGAAACUAAAAUGACAUUUCUGAACUCAAAUGACAUUCCUGGUGGCACUAAUGUCACUACAUAUCCUGUAUAAGGGUGGGAUGUUUACGUACAAAACCGAUGUCGGGGUGAAUUCCAUUUCAAUUCCAGUCAAUUCACGAAGUUCAAAUUCUCUUUUCAAUGAAAACAUUUUUUGUGAUUUGUUUACUUUUCCGAAAUUGAAAUGGAAUUGACGCCAACCCUGGCGCGCGCAUCCGAGAGGCGGGAAACUGACAGGGUUGGCUUAGAAUCAUAGGAUUAUUGACAACAUGUAAACUAUUUAGUCUCUAAAUGUUUAUUGAAAACAUAAAUCAGUUUACAUCAUUGUUGUAACGUUGCCAGGCAACCCAUCUAUAGUUCCACUGCUCUUAUCACUGAUGUAGGACGGAGGUUCCUGCUAAAUCACAUUACUAAUAUUUCAGAGUUAGCCUGGUUAAACCAGACUCGAGUGCUGCGCUCACCAUUUGAAACAACAGUGAAAUGUAGCUAAGUCAGUUGUGAUUCCAGGCUAUUUCAGAGUGUUCUGUUGAACUCCUACUGUAGCUGUAUCUGUGUGUGAUGGUGGUAUUGUAACCAUGGAAAUAUAGCGCUUGAGCCCCGUGUGCGUGUGUGUGUAUAGAAGCAAAGGUAGGUAGCUAUUGAUUGAGUGUGUCCGUCUGACAGUACCAAUGGCGUUAUCUAACAGACGGUACUGUCAGCCUGUCAACACACAACUAGUGCACCAUAUUCCCUAUCUAGUGCACUACUGUUGAUCAGGGCCCAUAGGGAUCUGGUCAAAAGUAGUGCACUAGAUAGGGUAUAUAGGAUACCACUUCGAACUAGCAGUCUAUGGAAGUGUAGAGAAGUGAAUGUUUUUGUCCUUGUUUGAAAAAUGAUUUCAAGCCUUCUCAUAUACCUCCAUUGUUUUUUAAUGAACUGUGUCUUUGGUUCAUGAUUGUUGUCGAACUAUAAUGACAUGCUGUCACUAUAACUGAUUGUAAUUCCAUUGUAAAACAUUUGAAAGUCAAACGAUGUAAUUUCAAUGCAUUUGGAGGAUUAUAUAUGUGUGUGGGGGGGGGGGGGGGUAGUCGAAACGGACGCUUUUAUGUUUUGUACAGAUUGAUCAAUUGUAAAAUUGUGUUUUUGUUUAAUCUUAAGUUAUCAAUUCAUAUUAAUAAAGCGCACCAGUCAUAAACAUUUCAACUCUCUCAGUUGGUAUUUGCAUACAAAGGCAGAAUAACAUUUAAUUUGGUAACAAAUUAUCGGACAUUUAAUUUGGUAACAUUUAUUGGACAUUUAAUUUGGUAACAAAGUAUCGGACAGUAUUUUCUGACAAGGAAUACAUGGCGAGCAGCACGGUUGGGAUCAAUUACACUGAAAUUCCAAUUUUCUUCAAUGCUUUUCAUUUAGGAAAAUAGCAGCGAGCAGCAAUGAACGGGGUUCACAGGAUGACAGAAAGGACACAGGAUCAGUUAGAUAACAAAGCAAGCACUCAAUCAUGUAUGAACUAUCUUCCUUUAUGUGCAAUCAGUGAAAGCAUUACCAUGUUUAUCUCAAUACCACAAGUAUGAUGCAAGUGAAGUUUAGUCUAGUAAUGUAGGUUGGUUAUUUUGAAUGCAGCAGGCAAUUAUUCUUAAAGCCAAUUCCUUCAUGUAUUGAGUGUUAUAUAUGCUGACUGCGUAAGCCACAUAAAAAGGCAACAAUGUGAUAAUAAAGAAAUACUAAUCAAGAUA
Molecule: messenger RNA, 7351 nt
Organism: Salvelinus fontinalis (brook trout)
Lineage: Eukaryota; Metazoa; Chordata; Actinopteri; Salmoniformes; Salmonidae
Product: ras-related protein Rab-11A
Exons: 5
Coding region: 155-802 (215 amino acids)
Biological process (GO): neurotransmitter receptor transport, endosome to postsynaptic membrane; exocytosis; melanosome transport
Cellular component (GO): postsynaptic recycling endosome; axon; transport vesicle
Molecular function (GO): GTP binding; GTPase activity
Source: RefSeq, a predicted model, not a curated record